Molecule: messenger RNA, 663 nt
Organism: Raphanus sativus (radish)
Lineage: Eukaryota; Viridiplantae; Streptophyta; Magnoliopsida; Brassicales; Brassicaceae
Exons: 6
Coding region: 164-463 (99 amino acids)
Source: RefSeq, a predicted model, not a curated record
AUCUAACAGGUCAACACGUGGAUGUUACUUGGUUUAUGUGCGUGACUACUACGCGCGUUUAUGCUGUGCGUAUAUAUAAUUCUUAUCUCUCACCGUCUCCCUCUUACUACCCCGUCUCUGAAACUCUCUUAAGGACGAAAUAAAGGCAAAAGGUUCGAGCGAAAUGGCAACAAAGAACAACAGAACCGACGAUGUCUUAUCCACUCAACAAGAAGAGUCUGCCUCUGGUGCAAACAAAUACCGUGGACUCGUGCUAAAGAAAAAGCCUCUUAUCUCGCAGGAUCCCAAACGUACUUGGUUUGAUUCCGCAGAUUGGGCUUUACACAAGCAAGAAGCAAGCCCAGAUGAAAGAACAAUAGCAGCAAUCGAAAAUUUAAAACCCAAAUAUUUUCAUAUACCUCGAAAGGAACUUCCCCCUACCUUUGCAUCUGGACAAGAGAUUCAGACAGAUUCAAGCGUUUAGGGUGCAACGCAAAAAGGGUUUAAUGUGGAAAUGGAACAUGAUUGGUUUGGUGUGAGCCAACUCACGUGUAUCAUACUUCCAUAAAAGCUCUUAUGCAGUUGUUGUGUUUUGCCUCCUGGCCUUUAUAAAUACUUAUAAAAUACUUAUCGUUUCAAUAAAUGUUUAAAACAUUGACAUUUGUUGCUGCUUCUUCAUUUUCU